Messenger RNA from Solea senegalensis (Senegalese sole), 1229 nucleotides. RefSeq names its product HIV-1 Tat interactive protein 2 (gene htatip2). The coding region runs from base 293 to 1123 and encodes 276 amino acids. Lineage: Eukaryota; Metazoa; Chordata; Actinopteri; Pleuronectiformes; Soleidae. Gene Ontology annotation, cellular component: cytoplasm. The record is from RefSeq and is a predicted model, not a curated record. Gene Ontology annotation, biological process: import into nucleus. The transcript is spliced from 7 exons.
UGCGCAUGCGCGGACUAUAAGCGUUGUCACCCCAGACAAAUGUGCGGGGGCUCGCGGGAGCGUCUCCCUCUUUUUUGAUAGCUUUGUAAACGUAUCCUACAGAAAAAAAAAAUACGUAUACUGGACUAAACCGUUUUGCAGGAAACAUUUGCCGCGUGUCAAGCUCCACGUGCGACGGUGAAAUGUCCUAGUUUGUCUUCGGUGUCAGAGAAGCAGGAAGCGUCGUAUCUGGAAUCAUGAAGCAACCAGGAAGUGCUCCAGCAUGUAGUCGUUGCUGUUGGCAGUGUCUGUUAUGAGCCAGCUACUUACCACCCUGGGGAAAGCCACUGGGAUCUUCACUCUCCUGGUUGUUGUCAUUGCGGCGGUUCUGAAUUAUUUCGACAACUCUGAUUCGGUCUCAUACAUCAGCAUGGCUGAGGACAUGAAGACCUUGGAAGAAGACUUCAAGCAGCAGAAAAAAAGCUGUUUCAUUCUUGGUGCUUCUGGGGAAACGGGACAGAUGUUACUUAAAGAGCUGCUGCAGCGCAACAUAUUCUCCAAGAUCACACUCAUUGGAAGGAGACGGCUCACCUUUGAGGAUAAAGAAUAUGAAAACCUGGUACAAGAGGUGGUGGACUUUGAGAAGCUUGAUGACUAUGCUGCAGCCUUCCAGGGCCAUGAUGUUGGCUACUGCUGCCUGGGAACAACCCGCGCAAAAGCAGGCACUGAUGGAUUCAUCCGGGUUGAUCACGAUUAUGUUCUAAAAUCAGCUGAACUUUCGAAGGCUGGAGGCUGCAUGCAGUUUCACCUGGAGUCGUCCAGAGGAGCUCAUAAAAAUAGCAACUUUCUCUACCUGAAAGUCAAGGGCCAAGUGGAAGCAGAUAUUGAAGCACUGGCUUUUGACAGAUACGCCAUUUACAGACCAGGGGUUUUGUUGGUGGACAGAAAGGAGAGUCGGCCUGCUGAGUGGCUGACCAGGAAAUUCUUUGGUGCUGUUUCUGCUGUGUCUUCUACUUCCAUGUCCAUUCCAAUACAAGCAGUGGCAAAGGCGAUGGUGUCAAAUACACUGCGUCAACCUGAGCAGAAGACAGAGAUCCUAGAGAAUAAAGACAUCGCCAUUCUGGGAAAGAGCACAGAGAAAUAAGAGGUCAUUUCAGCAAAUGUACAGAGACUACAAGUGCUCAUCAUAUACACAGGAUUUUCCCAAUUCUUGAAAAUUGAAAUAAAUAUAUUCAAACAUGUGUCUCAUA